Messenger RNA from Phalacrocorax carbo (great cormorant), 5915 nucleotides. NCBI's taxonomy places the organism in Eukaryota, Metazoa, Chordata, Aves, Suliformes, Phalacrocoracidae. The record is from RefSeq and is a predicted model, not a curated record.
UGCCGCGGCCUCCGGGCGGUGCGGCCUAACCCCUCCGCUCCCGCGGCUUCCUGGCGGGAAGGGUAGCCGUCCUCGCCGGCCCCGAGUCCUCGUUCGUCCUGUCGCCGGGUCCGUCUGUGCGUUUUCCGCCGCCGCUGGCCAGGAGCGGGGCCCGGCCGAGCGCUCCCCGCCGCCGCAGCGGCCCUUCAUGCGGUGCUCGCUCCGGUGCAGUAGAGCCCAUGCAGAUUGACGUAGAUCCACAAGAAGAUCAGCAAAAUGCGCCUGAUAUCAACUAUGUGGUGGAGAACCCCACUCUGGAUUUGGAGCAGUAUGCAUCCAGCUACAGUGGUCUGAUGCGAAUUGAGCGGCUGCAAUUUAUUGCUGAUCACUGCCCACAGUUGCGGGUGGAAGCUCUCAAGAUGGCACUGUCAUUUGUCCAGAGAACUUUCAAUGUUGAUGUGUACGAAGAAAUCCACAGAAAGUUGUCUGAGGCCACCAGAGAACUGCAGAAUACACCUGAUGCUGUUCCUGAUAGUGGAAUUGAACCCCCUCCUCUUGACACAGCUUGGGUUGAAGCUACGCGCAAAAAAGCUCUUCUUAAACUGGAGAAACUCGACACAGAUCUGAAAAAUUACAAAGGGAACUCCAUCAAGGAGAGUAUCAGGAGAGGCCACGAUGACUUAGGUGAUCAUUACCUUGAUUGUGGGGACCUCAGCAACGCUCUCAAGUGUUACUCGCGAGCCCGUGAUUACUGUACCAGUGCUAAACAUGUUAUCAACAUGUGUCUCAAUGUCAUCAAGGUCAGUGUCUACCUCCAGAAUUGGUCUCAUGUUCUGAGCUAUGUAAGCAAGGCGGAGUCUACACCGGAAAUUGCAGAACAAAGAGGAGAAAGAGACAGCCAGACACAAGCGAUUCUCACCAAACUGAAAUGUGCAGCAGGCUUGGCCGAACUAGCUGCUCGGAAGUACAAACAGGCAGCAAAGUGCUUCUUGUUGGCGUCAUUUGAUCACUGUGACUUCCCUGAGCUGUUAUCUCCUAGCAAUGUGGCUGUGUAUGGUGGUCUCUGUGCCCUUGCUACCUUUGACCGUCAGGAACUGCAACGAAAUGUUAUCUCCAGCAGCUCCUUCAAAUUGUUUUUGGAGCUGGAGCCACAGGUUCGUGACAUCAUCUUCAAGUUUUAUGAAUCUAAAUAUGCUUCGUGCUUGAAGAUGCUGGAUGAGAUGAAGGACAACCUGCUGCUGGAUAUGUACCUUGCACCUCAUGUCAGGACACUUUAUACCCAGAUUCGAAAUCGCGCCCUUAUCCAGUACUUCAGCCCAUAUGUGUCGGCAGAUAUGCGCAAGAUGGCCACUGCUUUUAAUACCACAGUGGCUGCUCUGGAAGAUGAACUUACUCAGUUGAUCCUGGAGGGACUGAUCAAUGCCAGAAUAGACUCGCACAGUAAGAUUCUUUAUGCUCGAGAUGUAGAUCAGCGCAGCACAACUUUUGAGAAGUCUUUACUAAUGGGCAAAGAGUUUCAGCGACGUGCCAAAGCUAUGAUCCUGCGAGCUGCAGUCCUGCGCAAUCAGAUACAUGUCAAGUCUCCUCCGAGGGAAGGUAGCCAAGGGGAGCUUACUCCAGCUAACAGCCAGUCCAGGAUGAGCACCAACAUGUGAAAAACUUCGUGCACUACCAAAAGAAAUGGUCCCUCCAGGACUGUACCCACUGUCUCACCCACUAACUGCUGAGCUUCAUGAGCUGUCCCUGUCUCCCUCACUUCUUGCUCGGAUUGAGAGGGUCAGGGCUGAUGGCGGAUAACAUGAAUAUUCCAGUAACUUCAAUUCUCCUUGAAAAGAAAUUCUUUCUAAAAACAGCAUCCCUGCAGUGGGUCAUCAUUUCAGUUUUGGUAGAACAUCUUCCUCCGUUCUGCUUCUUCUACCACUCCAUAAAGAGCUGUCAGGUUACUCGUACAGAUGCUGAUUUGAGGGUUUUUCAGCUGCUAUUAGUUUUCUUGUUUCAAAGCUGCAAAAUAGAGUUAAGUUGAAUGGACAGGUGUGAUCUAAAAUUAAUUUUGCUGGCCUGAAAGUGUCACCUUGAUUCUGAGUAAUGCUGAGCUUUCUGUUUGUUCCAGAUAAACUUACAAGUGCAUUGCUCUCAAUUGUGGAGCUAGAGUUCUGAUGGGAGAGGAGAUUUCCUCUGAGAAUGAUUUUUCAUCUACACCAGAAAACAUGGCACUGCUUCCAUGCAUUCAGUCACAGGCCUUUAUUUUAGGGUGUUACAUUUGCGUGGAUCCAGGUUCUUUCUCUCUGGUCUCUUUUCAAAGACCAGUUUCCUGAUGUGUUUCCCACUUGUGCAUGACCUGGCUUUGGGGUCCAGUGUUAUCAUAGCAGUAAAUCUCUACUUUGUGCAAAUAUUGCUGCUUGUCCAGUCUUACUGCCCUAGUGUGUGAUGGUUUCUCAACAUGUGCAACAGUUGCUUCUGGUAGCAUGGAUAAAUGCCAUCAAAUAUCACUUGAGUCCUGUGGAAGAGCUGAAAGCAGCCAAUCCAGGUGCCUGUUCUCCAGGUGCAUUUAUUCUGCUUUUCCUUUUAUAAAGGGAUUACAGGUGGCAGCCCAGGUGUGUGCAUGUUCUGUGUUAAUGAAAGGAGAUAUGCACUGAAUUCUCUGUAGUCACUGCAGCCUUGCAUUCAUCUAAUCCAUAAGGCAAGCUCAGAAUUUUGAUCCAGCCCUGACUGGUCUGGCAACUGACUAUGGAUGUUACUGUUAAUGUGUUAAUGCUUUUUUUUUUUUUUUUAAAGUUGUUAUAUGUAGUGCAUUAAACAGCAGGAUUAAAAAGCUUUUGAGUAUUUGGAGUUUUGUGUUUGAGUUUUAGGUAUUUUGAUCUCAAGCCGUUGAUUUUUUGCAUACCUUGAUGAUGUUUUGUAGGCCAUUGUAUUUUGCUUUCUGAUCUGGUUCAAGGUGUAGCUUGGGUGAACUGUGAAGAAAGUGGAGUUUGAGGGAACGUUCUAACAGCAGAAUUCCUGGACUGCAUUUGCACAGCUGCUGGGUUUGCAGCAGUGCUUUCUCCCUCUGGCUUUCCACGCUUUGUAUUACUUAGGUGCUGAAAAUGGAAGCAAUAGUUCCUGUGAAGUCUUUGGUUAAAUGUCUUCCAUUUGGCAUGGAAAAAUUCUCCCAUUUUUGAGGGGAGAAAGAAGAGAGCUGGUUAAUCAAGAACUUCAAGUCAGGCAUCACUGGUGGCCAGUUUAGUGAGAAAGACAAAUUGAGUCCCCAGGUAAAUUGCUGUACAUCCUUGUAGAAAUGCUGGGAAAGUCAUUUUAAUGUCUUCUGCUCAUGCUGAAGGAAAGCCGUUCAGUCCUGUGAUAGUACUUAGAUCUUGCUUUGUUCCUGAAACAGGCCACUGAUACUAUUUCCAAGGAAAAGAUCUUAUGCUCUGCUCUUGAGAAGAUGGGUUUGCAACCCAGUUAAGUGCAUCAUGUCAGCUGGCUGUCUCUUCUUACGCACAGCUUCCACUCUCUUGAUUUUAUUAGAUUAUUUCUGUUCCUUCCUGGAGGCUUCCUGCUGGAGGAAUCCUGAGUUGUAAAUGGACGUCUUCAGCAUGCUGAGAGUCUCUGCUCUUCCAGGCACCAGUGCUUGUCCGCUCACGGGAAGCGGCUGGAAGUGUGUAUCCUUCAGCAGUUGGCAAGGAGCUCACGAGGUGGCAACAGCAGUUUCCAGCUCUGGCUGUGGCCUGAGGCGGUUCCAUAGGUGGGGCAGAAGUGAUCAGGUUUUUUUCUCCAGACAAAAAUGCUUACAACCAUGCUCUUUUAUUGCUUAGUUCAUUGGCACUGCUAUGCUUUUGUAUAGCAUUAUUGGCAUGUAACUCUAGCCAGUGAAAGAAGUUGCUGUUGCUUUACGAUCUUAUAGAUGUGAGUCAGGGCUGUCCAGGCAUAUUUCUUCUAGACAUUGUUCAGCGCCUGCUUCAGUCCUAACUACCUGCCAGUCCAAAAAUGAGGAAAUACAACACAGCAUGGACAUAGUUCUGUAUAACUUGCAUUCGUAAGAAGUUCCCCAGUGAAAGGUUAUUCUUACCUUAAAGUUCUAAGUAACUCCCCAAGUAAUAAACAGGAAAAUAGCGACGUACAGCAAAUGAAUUUCCAGUGACUCCCUGUGAUCACCAAGGUAAUUCAGGGGAUGAAGUUUUGUGGGAUCUAUAGCAUGUUGCUUUGUGUAGGAUAUGCUCAGAGGAACUUAUUUAAGUGGAUUUCAUGAACUUCUGCAACACCUUUUUCUUGAGGAGGAAGCAGGUGUCAGUGGUAGGCCAUAACUUAUGGUGCCCUUGUGCAGUGUAAAUCCUGCUUUCUUUACCUGACCUAGCUAGGGAUAAAAGAGAAACAGCUGGAAAGAACUUGGCUCUUUUGGCCAAGGCAGUUUAAAUUAGCACAGCUAAUUUAGUGGUAAUGUAGAAACUGCCCUUAUGAGAUUUGUGUUGGAGUAGUUGGGGGUGGUUGGGAAUUAUCUGGCCAGUACUUGUCGAGCAUAGAUAGUGGUCUGUGUUGCUAAGAUUUGUUGGGGGGGGGGGGGGGGGCCUGUAAGAGCGGGAGAUUAUGUCAUCGCUGGGACUGUGGCUGGGUGCAGCAGCAUCUGUGAGUUACUGUUUUCUGAGAGACUUCAGUGGAUGAGCGAGAGGUAAUAGAGAUCUGUCUUUGCCCCGUGCCAUGCACGUACGGUCUGUACAUUGGUUUCUGGGACACUGCCGUAAUGGUCUUAGUGUUACUUCCUAACUUAGUUGAAACUUCAGCAUUGUUCCAUUCUCUGGACAGCCUCCGAAACUGCUGCUGAAUAAUGUAUUAUUUCUGAUACAAGCAAUGUAAUACAAACUUUUAGAAAAACAAAUGAGGAGACUUUAAUAAUAGCAACAGUCCUUCUGGCAAAGACCCAUCAUGCAUAGGUAGGAAGUGCUGGUCAAGCAUAGAUUUAUUUUUUUUUUUAAUUUUUUUUUUUGAGAGUAAAGUCUCAGCCAACUUAAUUUGGCUAUUUGAGGUUCUUACGCCAUCUCCUUCAUUACUUUUUAUAAGAAACAGGUGACAAUGGGGGAGUGCUCUUAGUAUUUUCUUGUGCCACCCCCUUGUGAGAGCUGUGACUAAUACAAGUCAGAGUUUCAUUUUUUCUAUAGUCCAUCAACUGUGAAUUUGCAGUAGGGUGAAAAACACCAAACUGCUCUGGAACUGACAUCCACUUGUCUCCGAUGUUGUUAGGGAACAGGAUGUGAAUUACUCUCUGUUUUGCAAAUGAGCUCUGUCCUUCAGCUGGUAUUAUUUUGGCUUCUGCAUUCCGAAGGAUCUGUGAAUUCCAUCCAACGUUUCAUAGGGUCUGAUAGAACAACCUAGCUUUAGAUUAUCUCUCAGGAUAACUCAAUCAGGCUAAAUUAAUUAGAUAGGGAACAGAAGCUGGCUAAUAAGGUAUGUCAGCCUGUAUGAGAAAUGUUUGAGAUUCAGCAGUUAGAAGUUUGGUAAAUUCGUAAUGCAACUAAGGCAGUUUCUUGACAGCCAAGAAAUAAUUCAAGUUUAGGCUUCAGUAGCCUUAUUAAAAGCUACAGACCGAAGGGUAGCUGCAUUAGCAAGAGAUGGUGUAAUUCAAACCAGAAUUCAAGUGGCAAGACCUGAAAAUCUGUCUUACGUGGUAGAUCAGGCUAAGUGAUCUUGCUGUCCUUGAUCCCACAGAUACCACUGUGUCAGUGCUCAUGCUUCUGCAGCUGUAGCUCUGACUGUGGUACUCCAUGUGCCUGUAGUUUAUGUAACUGAAGUCUGUGUGGACAUAAAGUCUGUACCCUGUAAAUGCAUGCCGAGAUCCAGGGGUUUCAAUCUUCGGUUUGACGUACUCUGGUUUGUCUGUUGUUUUUUUGUUUUGUUUUUUAAAAUUCUCUGAUAUCUCUUCCCAUAAGCUGUUUGCCAAAUAAAGGCAGUUGACUUUCUUCUUGUCA